Molecule: messenger RNA, 1571 nt
Organism: Anopheles arabiensis
Lineage: Eukaryota; Metazoa; Arthropoda; Insecta; Diptera; Culicidae
Product: probable trafficking protein particle complex subunit 13 homolog
Exons: 4
Coding region: 128-1417 (429 amino acids)
Cellular component (GO): TRAPPIII protein complex
Source: RefSeq, a predicted model, not a curated record
GACGUCAAACGGGCAAUGUUUACAUUCUGUUGGCAGGAUUUUCCCCUUAUCUUCACAACCACGGAAUUAAUCCGCAACAGUAGAUUGGAUUUGGGGCAAAAAACGAAUCUAAAUAAAUACAGACAAGAUGGUUGAACCGACAGAGCAUCUGCUGGCUCUAAAAGUGAUGCGCCUCACACGGCCCACCUUGAUCAGCCCCCAGAUACUGACGGCCGAACCGAAAGAUGUACCGCAGUACUCGUUCCAGAAGAUCCUCCAUAGCGAUGCGACAUCGGUGGCGGGCUGUGAGACGAUUGCAGCCGGCCAGUUUAUGCUGCUGCCGCAAAGCUUCGGCAACAUCUAUCUCGGCGAAACGUUCUCGAGCUACGUGUGCGUGCACAACUGUCGGGCCCAUCCCGUCACGAACGUUUCGGUGAAGGCGGAUUUGCAGUCCAACAAUAGUCGCGUUAGUCUGCCGAUCCACGCGGACAAAACGGGCCCAGUGACGCUGAACCCGGAGGAAACGCUCGAUGACGUUAUUCACCACGAGGUGAAGGAAAUCGGAACGCACAUCUUGGUUUGUGAAGUUUCGUACAUGACGCCGGCCGGGCUGGAGACGUCCUUUCGCAAGUUUUUCAAAUUCCAAGUCGUCAAACCACUGGAUGUAAAGACCAAGUUCUACAACGCGGAAACGGACGACGUGUAUCUGGAGGCACAGAUACAGAACAUUACCGUCGGGCCGAUCUGUCUCGAGAAGGUCGAGCUGGAAAGCUCGGAACAGUACACGGUCGUGUCGCUCAACACACUCCCGUCCGGCGAGUCGGUGUUCUCGUCCAAAACGAUGCUGCAGCCGCAGAACAGCUGCCAGUUUCUGUACUGCAUCCGGCCGAUACCGGAAAUUGCACGCGACCCGAGCGCCCUGAAGGCGGCCAACAAUAUUGGCAAGCUGGACAUUGUGUGGCGCUCGAAUUUGGGAGAGCGGGGACGUUUGCAGACCAGCCAGCUGCAACGCUGUGCCCUGGAGUACAGUGACCUUCGGUUGAACGUGAUCGAAGCGAACAGUACGGUUCGGAUCGGGGAAGGGUUCGACUUUCGCUGUCGGGUGACGAACACCAGCGAACGGUCGAUGGAUCUGCUGAUGAGCCUCAACACGAAGGCCAAACCGGGCUGCGGGUACACUGGCGUGACGGAGUUUGCGCUCGGCCCCCUGGAACCGGGCCAGAUGAAGGAGUUCCCGCUGACCGUCUGCCCGGUGCGGUUGGGGUUGAUCGUGAUUUCCGCGCUGCAGCUGACGGACGUUUUUACGAAGCGCAAGUACGAGUUUGACAACUUCCUGCAGGUGUUUGUGGUGGACGAGGACUAUCGGGAGGAUAGCUUCCAGCUGGACAAGUACGUCCGCUACAGUAGCGGCACCAAAAACAUUCCCCAAACCGUGUAAGCAAAGCCAGGCACCAUCGCCAAGCGAAUACAGUAUAAACACAGCUCUAUUUACUCCGAUCGACGACGCGUGGAAGUGUGUGAACUUUCGAAUGGCUCGCGAUGUCACCUAUUUAUUUAAAAAAAGAAAAAUCUAGACAACAACAUGCAACCAA